CGUGGGUACAGUGUGUGAAGGGGCGGAGCCGAAAAGACUGGAAACCGUGGUUUGAAUUUGCGCUGUCAAUCGCUUAUAUUACAUUUGUUUGUUUAUUCUUUAAAUAAAAAUGUAGACGAUUUACAGGCUGUUCAGCGAUAUCGACGCUCACAGAAAGACAAGCAUCCUUUUAUUACUGUACCGUCGAUCGUCUCUCCUAAAGGAAGCUGUUUGUUCUGAGAAUUAUUAAGGAUCUCAAACCCUUAACUGGAAAAUGUCAGCUCUUAAUGCUUGCAAUGACUGCCUACAUUUGGAAUCAGUGGGUGAAAUCACUAAAGAGGAGCUGAUUAAGAAGUCCCAUGGUAAAUGCCAGGACUGUAAAGUUGGUGGACCAAAUCUUUGGGCUUGUUUGGAAAAUAGAUGUGCCUAUGUGGGCUGUGGGGAAUCUCAUGCUGAUCAUAGCACUGUCCACUCACAGGAAACCCAACACAAUUUGACUGUAAACCUCACCACCUUACGCGUUUGGUGCUAUGCCUGUGGAAAAGAAGUGUUUCUGGACAGGAAGCUGAGUCCUCGCUCUCCAGCCCCAACAGCAAAACCUCCUCCAUCUUUCCAAAACCAUGUGCAGGAUACCAAAGUCCCUGGGAUCCCAAUGUUGAAGAUUCCUCAGGCUGCUGUCUGUGAUGACCUAGAUACAGAGAUGGAAGAAGAAGAUGAGUUCAGAGCGAGAGGUCUUACGGGACUGAAAAAUAUUGGAAACACAUGCUAUAUGAAUGCAGCUCUUCAGGCCCUUUCCAACUGCCCUCCUUUGACGCAGUUUUUUAUUGAAUGUGGAGGCUUGGUUCGGACAGACAAGAAGCCAGCCUUGUGUAAGAGUUAUCAGAAGCUGGUAAUGGAUAUGUGGCACAAGAACAGACCUGGAUAUGUGGUCCCAACUAAUCUUUUCCAAGGAAUAAAAGUAGUUAAUCCAAUGUUUCGAGGCUAUUCACAGCAGGAUUCUCAAGAGUUUCUUCGCUGUCUAAUGGACCAGCUUCAUGAAGAGCUAAAAGAGACAGUUGUUGAGCCUGAUGAUGGACCACAAACCAUCAGCAUGGACGAUAACAUGGAAGAAGACAAGAGCCAGUCUGACAAUGACUUCCAGUCUUGUGAGUCCUGCAGUAGUAGUGACAAGGCAGAAAGUGAAACUAAUGUUAAAAAACAUUCAGGUGAAGUGCCUGAAGCAGAAAUGCUUAUCUCAGAUGACAUAAACAACCAGUUGCAUGGCAAAGACUGGCAGAAAGAGAAGAAUCUUAUAAAUAAGCUAUACCGAGUCUGUUCUUCAGAGGAUCUUGAUAAGGAUAUCGACACAGCAAUGGAGUCUUCACCAAUUAUUGGCAACCAAGGUGCUGUCAAGGUACAGAUACAAAGCAGGCGGUCAGAAUGUUACCCAGAUGUAAGUGGGAACAGUACCUCAAGGCCUCAUAGUCCUACACCUGCUGAAGGGACCAACUCUAAACUGUCCAGUAGUCCUCCAAAGUCUGCAUCCAUAUGGCCUGGCAUUGUUUCGUCACACAAGAAAGUGGCACCUUUACUCUCUCAAAAGAUGAAAAUGCAGAAGAAAUAUCGAAGCGUGAUUUCUGAUAUUUUUGAUGGCACUAUUGUCAGUUCAGUUCAGUGCUUGACCUGUGAUCGGGUGUCAGUCACCUUGGAAACCUUUCAGGACAUCUCACUGCCUAUCCCAGGUAAAGAGGACCUGGCCAAGCUACAUUCUUCAACUCACCAGACAUCCCUAGUGAAAGCAGGGUCUUGUGGAGAAGCCUAUGCCCCACAGGGAUGGAUUGCAUUCGUGAUGGAAUAUAUUAAAAGCUGGUUUUGGGGGCCCGUAGUAACUUUGCAAGACUGUUUGGCUGCAUUUUUUGCGAGGGAUGAACUCAAGGGGGAUAAUAUGUACAGCUGUGAAAAGUGCAAGAAGUUAAGAAAUGGUGUAAAAUUCUGCAAAGUACAGAGUCUUCCAGAGAUUCUCUGCAUUCACCUGAAGAGAUUCAGACAUGAGCUGAUGUUUUCUACCAAAAUCGGGACCCACGUGUCUUUCCCUUUGGAAGGGCUUGACCUACAGCCAUUUCUUGCUAAGGACAGCACAGCUCAGAUCUCAACUUACGAUUUGCUGUCAGUCAUCUGCCACCACGGAACAGCUAGCAGUGGCCAUUACAUAGCAUACUGCAGAAAUGAUCUGAACAACCUCUGGUAUGAGUUUGAUGAUCAGAGUGUUACUGAAGUCUCUGAAACAAGUGUGCAAAAUGCUGAAGCUUAUGUGCUUUUCUACAAAAAGAGCAAUGAUGAGCCCCAGAAGGAGAGGAGAAGAGUAUCUAACCUCCUGAACAUAAAUGAGCCAAGUUUGCUGCAAUUCUACAUCUCUCGACAGUGGUUGUUGAAGUUUAAGACAUUUGCUGAGCCUGGUGCAAUUUCUAACAAUGAUUUCCUUUGUGCUCAUGGAGGUGUUCCACCCCAUAAAGCUUCUUAUGUUGACGACUUGGUUUUGAUGCUUCCUCAGAACGUAUGGGAUCAUUUAUACAGUAGGUAUGGAGGAGGACCAGCUGUCAACCAUCUCUAUGUGUGUCAUACCUGUCAGAGUGAAAUAGAGAAACUUGAAAAAAGGAGAAAAAAUGAAUUGGAUAUGUUUGUACGGCUGAACAAAGCUUUCCAGGAAGAAGAUGCCCCUGCAGUGAUUUACUGUAUCAGCAUGCAGUGGUUCAGAGAGUGGGAAGGAUUUGUGAAAGGCAAGGACAAUGAACCCCCUGGACCAAUUGACAACACCAGGAUUGCAGUGAACAAAAAUGGUCACAUAACACUCAAACAAGGUGCAGAUUCUGGACAAAUUUCAGAAGAGACUUGGAACUUCUUACAUUCAAUUUAUGGGGGAGGACCAGAAGUCACCUUACGGCCAAACAUACCACAUCAAGAAACGGAAACCUCCCACACAGAAGAGAAAAUUGAGGUGGAAACCCGUGCAGUGUGACUUGCUCCCUUCUCUGCCAUCAGCCCAGAAUUGCACUUCAGAGGUUCUAUGAGCAUUCCUAAAAGGAAAUGUUUCCUUCUUUAAACAAUAUGGGCAUUGGUAAUACUGACAAUCAUGGGAAAAUGUAUCAAAAUGGUUUGCUCUGUAAAUAUUAGAAACUGUACAUUUCUAAAUUUCUGUAAAAUUGCAAUAGAAUCUAGGCUAGCAUCAUGUUGAGUUUCAGGUUCGGGCACUGAGACACAGAUAGUCUAUGAUUUUCCCCUUUAUUAUAAGCUAAUAUUUAUGUAAUCCAAAUUGCAUAAAGAAGAUAAUAAUGGACUAAUAAGGCUUUUCUUAGGCAUAAAUUAUUGUAUUUUAUCAAGAUUUUAAACUCUUCUUGUUGUUAGGGAAAAUAUUAGUGCUGAAGACAUAAUAAACAAAACUAACUUCCUAUGAUUUCUCAGGAAAGAACGGUCUUUUGCACUGUAUUAAAAGUAAAGCAGCAGCAUGCUUUCGUAUCAAAUGCCUGCAAAAAAACAAAUUAAGUGUAUUUAAUAUACACUGUUACCUUCCUUUUUAUACAGCAUUUUUUCUUUAUGCUACUACUUUUUUAGAUGUUGAAGUAUAGUUUUUUGGAAGGCAUGAUCAUAAGAAACUAGAAAAACCAAUGAAAUGACAUGUUCAGAUUUUUUUUCCAGUGUCCAGUUUAUUUGCAUGGAUAUGCAGUUUACUGAGGGAGAAUUUACAUGUGUGGAAAAUAAAGCCGCCAGCUCUGAAAAGGUGUAUACAAUGUGCAUAGCUGUGAGUGGAGUUUCAAGAUAUUUUCCCUGAUGCACCCCGAAAAAGGAAGAUUGUGUCUAUGUAUAUAGGCAUGCCAUUUUCUUAUAUGUUGUAAAAUUGGGGGUGGGUUGGGGUGGGGGUCAUUGUAUUGAAUUGCUCUAACACAUUGAAAAAAACCUGUGGAAUGCUUACCGUUAAAUAUUUUUCCUUCUAUGGUUAAUAUAACAAUUCAAGAACAAUGAAACAAUAAAAAAAAUACUGACCAAAACUUGUGUGCCUUUUCACAAUCCUUAGAAGUGAUUUGGAUGCAUUGUUUUAAAAAUGAAACUAAUUUGGCUAAUGUUAUUAAUUUGAAUUUUUAUUGUUUUAUAGUUGUUAAAGGAGUUGUGCAUAUAAUGGUGUGCAUUACACCGGUAGUAAUG
Messenger RNA from Erpetoichthys calabaricus (reedfish), 4155 nucleotides. RefSeq names its product ubiquitin specific peptidase 33 (gene usp33). The record is from RefSeq and is a predicted model, not a curated record. Gene Ontology annotation, molecular function: cysteine-type deubiquitinase activity; zinc ion binding. Gene Ontology annotation, biological process: protein deubiquitination. Lineage: Eukaryota; Metazoa; Chordata; Cladistia; Polypteriformes; Polypteridae.